Pan troglodytes (chimpanzee) is the source of this 2625-nucleotide messenger RNA. It is a transcript of the gene PPIL6, whose product is annotated as peptidylprolyl isomerase like 6. Lineage: Eukaryota; Metazoa; Chordata; Mammalia; Primates; Hominidae. Gene Ontology annotation, molecular function: peptidyl-prolyl cis-trans isomerase activity. The transcript is spliced from 7 exons. Gene Ontology annotation, cellular component: cytoplasm. Gene Ontology annotation, biological process: protein peptidyl-prolyl isomerization. The record is from RefSeq and is a predicted model, not a curated record. The coding region runs from base 1 to 876 and encodes 291 amino acids.
AUGGCAAGGCCGCAGCCGUGCGGGCCCCCGCACGCUAGGUGCGGCUCGCCGUCGCUGCCGGAGCGGCCGCUGCAGGUGAAGGUGGUGGGGCUCUUCAGCUGCCCCAACUUUCAGAUUGCGAAGAGCGCCGCUGAGAAUCUGAAGAAUAAUCAUCCAUCCAAAUUUGAAGAUCCUAUAUUAGUUCCUCUUCAAGAAUUUGCAUGGCAUCAAUAUCUACAGGAGAAAAAAAGGGAACUCAAAAAUGAAACCUGGGAAUAUUCUUCCUCUGUGAUUUCUUUUGUUAAUGGUCAGUUUCUGGGUGAUGCAUUGGAUCUGCAGAAAUGGGCCCACGAGGUGUGGGAUAUAGUUGACAUUAAACCCUCUGCACUUUAUGACGCACUCACUGAGGAUUUUUCCGCUAAAUUCUUAAGAGACACCAAGCAUGAUUUCGUGUUUUUGGACAUUUGUAUUGAUUCUUCUCCAAUUGGAAGAUUGAUUUUUGAGCUAUACUGUGAUGUGUGUCCCAAAACAUGUAAAAAUUUUCAGGUCUUGUGCACAGGAAAAGCAGGGUUUUCUCAACGUGGCAUAAGACUACAUUACAAAAAUUCCAUUUUUCAUCGAAUAGUACAGAAUGGCUGGAUACAAGGAGGGGAUAUAGUGUAUGGAAAAGGAGAUAAUGGAGAGUCGAUUUAUGGUCCAACAUUUGAAGAGUUGUGUUCCCACCCAUACUGGACCAAGGUGAUUAGGAGAGCAAACAGGAUGAACAGUGACAACAUGGUGUUCCGUUGGGCCUUAGCAUGGCCUCUACACCCAACAAGGACAAAAGAGGUGUUUCCCAGGAGCUUGGCUAAAGCUACAGAAAAUAAGUAUUAUAAUCAGGAAGGAGAAAAAUAUUAAAGCUCCAGCAGAAAUGGUGCCAACUGAUCUUCCACAUGGGACACGGGUGAAGAUCUCUCCAGGAUACCUCAGCUGCGAUGGGCUCAGCGAGGCUGCCUCAGUGGGAGGGGCUUGCAUCAGGUGGUAAUCCAUGGGUCUGCUGGUCAGAGAAGCGGGCCCUACACGAGGCAGAUGGCACUAUGGCCACCCUGCAAGUGGGCUGUCAUUGGUAUUUUGAUAGAGAUUGCAUUGACUCUAGAUUGCUUUGGAUAGUAUGGACAUUUUAAAUAAUAUUGAUUCUUCUAGCCUAUGAACAUGAAAUAGCUUUCCAUUUUUUGGGCAUCCUCUUCAAUUUCUUUCAUCAGUGUUGUAUAGUUUUCAUUAUAGAGAUUUUUCACUUUGGUUAAUUCCUAUUAAUUUAGUUUUAUUUGUAAGUGGGGUUACUUUUUAGAUUUCUUUUUCAGAUUGUUCAGUGUUGGCAUAUAGAAAUGCUGUUGAUUUUUGUAUGUUUUUGUAUCUUGCAACUUUACUGAAUUUAUUUAUCAGUUCUAAUAGACUUUUGUGGGGAGUCUGUAGGUUUUUCUAAAUAUGAGAUCAUGUAAUCUAUAAACAAGGAUAAUUUGACCUCUUCUUUUUUUUUGAGAUGGAGUCUCACGACACUGUCGCCCAGGCUGGGGUGCAGUGGCGUGAUCUCAGCUCACUGCAACCUCUGCCUCCUGGGUUCAAGUGAUUCUCCUGCCUCAGCCUCCUGAGUAGCUGGGAUUACAGGCAUCUGCCGCCCUGCCUGGCUAAUUUUUUUGUAUUUUUAGUAGAGAUGGGGUUUCACCAUGUUGGCCAGGCUUGUCUGGAACUCCUGACCUCAAGUGAUCCGCCUGCCUUGGCCUUCCAAAGUGCUGGGAUUACAGGCGUGAGCCACCGCACCUGACCUGACCUCUUUCUUUCCAAUUUGGACCCCCUUUAUUUCUUUCUCUUGUCUGGUUGCUCUAGCUACAUAGUACUAGGAGAACUAUACCCAGUCUUUUGAGGGUUUUUAAUCAUGAAGGGAUGUGAAUUUUAUCAAAUGCUUUUUCAGCAUUAAUUGAAAUGAUCAUAUGGUUUUUAUCCUUCAUUUUGUCGAUAUCACAUUGAUUGAUUUGCAUACAUUGAACCAUCCUUGCAUCUCAAGGAUAAGUCCUGCUUGGUCAUGAUGCAUGGCCCUUUUAAUGUAUUGUUGAAUUUGGUUUGUAAGUAUUUUGUUGAGGACUUUUGCAUCAGUAUUCAUCAGAGGUAGUGGCCUGUAGUUUUCUUUUUAUGAUGUGCCUUUGUCUGGUUUUGGUAUUCAGGGUAAUACUGGCCUUGUAAAAUGAGUUUAGAAGUAUUCCCUCAGGAGGAGGAAAUUUUUUUAAACCAAAAGUAAAUAAAGAAAGGUAAAAAUUAUUUACAGGAAAGUGACAAAUAUUAAAGAAAGAGGAGAUUUAACAUUUAGAUGAUACGUAUCUCUAAGGAAUUAAAUUAAUGCAGGGGAACAGAAUGAAUGCUAAGACUAUAAUUAAAGAAAACUUCCCUAAAAUAUAAAAAGGAUUUGAGGUUCUAUAUCUUAUUUUAGGUGGUGGUUAUACAGCAUCAAACUGAUCAUCAAAUAUGUAUUUAUUAAAUUUUAAUAAAAUGCAUAUAUCUUAGAUGUUUGAUGCAUUUUGACAAUUGUGUAUACCUCAAGCAUAUGUUUAUACCGUAAGUAGAAAUAUUUAUAUAUCUCAAGUGAAAAUGUUUAUACCUCAAAUAAAAGUAUCU